AUGUCUGACGUACCUUCAACUAACACUCCACGUUUGAGUGAUAUCUCUUCGAUUGAUUCUCCUCGGACUUCUCUUGAUCAUACUUCAGCUGCUGGGAUGAGUGGUGGCCAACCGAUAACCUCAGGGUCGAACUUCAACCCCUUGGGAGGCUCAGGGUCACUAAUGGUGCUCGAUGAAUCUCGAUUACGUCGUGCAUCUCCUGAUUCGGACGCGUUGGUUUCUUCUGACGAGGAGGCCGAACAAAACCAGCAUUCUUACUUUUCACAGCACAAAAACAGCGCCAUCUCCGCACUUUCGUCGAGACGCCCGUCUUAUGCCGCUGAAUUCCAAAACCGACAUAGGACUUAUUCCGUCGCUGGAGGCGGCCCCUUGUCCCCUACAAGUUCACAUCCUGCGGCACCAGCUGGGGAUACCGCCGCCUGGGCUGCUGGACUUCAGGGAGCUAAUCAAUCAUUGGCGCCUAUUUGGAAUUCAAUCUGGAAUUCAGAGCCGUCUAGGAAGAGCCCCCCGGGACCACUUGAUGUCAGACGUUCCUCUGUUGCUGCGCUAUCAUCACAUAGUCCUUUGUUCGUUGGUAGUGAGGCUCUACCAAGCCCGACCAGUAUGGUACCACCAAGCUCUGGGGAUUUCCCAAUCCCAAUUCCACUACAGCCGCAGCUUCGUAAUUACAGAUCAAUGUCAUUUUCUGUUGGACAACAGCCACGGGAAUUGGAUGAACGUUCAAGGUUAUCUCCGCCAGUAGGCGGCCCUAGGCCACAUGCUGCCCCUGGUCUUCACCACAGGCCAUCCAGACCUAGCUUACUCUCUGGAGAGCAAUACCCUGGGGAAUCCACUCCUCUCCGUAGUGUAUUUGAGACCGAAGACGAUGACGAAAAUGAUCCUGGCCGUCCAGGCGGGUCAUCGAAUGGAGCAGGCGGUUAUCUACAUUCCAAUGGGGUCAAUGCAACUCAACAAGCUCUUCAAAUGAAGGCGAGGUACGAGUCAAUGAGACUUAGAAAUCGUUCAGCCUCAACCGCCAACAUUUCACUAGCUGCAGGGUUCGGUGGCGCUCUUGCAGAUGACGAUGAGCUAGAUUAUCAUCACUACUCCGAGCAGCGGCGUUUCAGCGAGGCACCUCCGAGAUCACUAAGUAUAUAUGCUGAAAACCAACGGCUUGAAAGCCUUAGGAGGCAACACUGGCAGAGCCCCAGCGGGCCUUUCGGAGGUCCGGAAUCCGGAAGUCAAAGUAGAAGGCACUCAUUUGCUGGGCGACUUCCAAUGGGUGACGGAUUGGAAUUUGGUAUGGCGAGUGAUCUACUUGGGAAAAGAGCCAACAGCCCACCGCGGUAUGGGGAGAAUGGCCUUCUCGGGGUUAAUAAUCGAAGUGGCGGUUAUCUCUCGUUGACUGAUGCACCAAUCUCUGAUGCUUCUGGGAAAGAAUUCUAUAUGAACGAAGAAAAUCGUCUUCGUCAGCGCCAAAAUUUUCCCAAGGUGGGCGGGAUGGGACCCUCACCGGCAACACCCCCCAAUCAACACCACUUACAUCAUCUACAGGCGUACCAAGCCCCGGCACGUAUCCCUUCACCUCCUUCGACAGUCUCUCACCGCGGAAUGAUGGCCAUGCCUCCCCACCAUGCUCAACAACCAAGAAGUCAACAGCUGCUGUACUUCGUGACCUUCAAGGCGCAGCGUGGGGAUGUUUUUUACGUCCAGGAAGGAACCGGAUUGCGUGUCCGGAAUGGCGAUUUAGUGAUAGUCGAGGCUGAUAGAGGCACUGAUCUUGGUACUGUGGUUGCAGAAAAUAUCACCUGGCAGCAAGCUAAGGAUAUGAAAGAGCAUCAUGCAAAGGAGCAAUAUAAUUGGCUUAUGAUGUUUGCUACAAGAAGGCCGACAGCUCCUGGCGCUACGCAAAAUGGCACAGGGAAUAUGCAUAACAGUGUCAAUGGAGGCACCGCUCCGUUUGCUAACAGUGGAAACACUGGUGCUAUGCCUGGUGCUCACGGUCCGAUGCAAGGUCAGGAAGGCGCUCCCACAGAGCUGAAGCCCAAGAUGAUCAAGCGGUUAGCCCAGGUUCACGAGAUUCAAACAUUGAGGGACAAAGAGGCCAACGAGGCAAAAGCAAAGAGGGUUUGCCAGCAGAAGGUUUUAGAACAUAGAUUACCUAUGGAGAUCUUGGAUGCAGAAUUUCAAAUGGACUGGAAGAAACUCACAUUUUACUAUUUUGCCGAUUCAUAUAUCAAUUUCAACUCCUUGGUCACAGAUCUUUUCAAAGUUUAUAAAACACGUAUCUGGAUGUCAGCGAUGAACCCUGCUUCAUUCGCUCAUCCCACUGGCCUCCAUCCACCAGGAUCUGGACUUGGCGCUUCUGGCGCUCUUGGACCUAUCGAUCCUUCAGAACAGCCGCAACAAAUGAUUCAUCAUUCCCAGUUCAACCAAGGUUAUCCUGGGUAUGGCCCACCAGUAGGAGCCAAUGGAGCCAUGAUGGGAGUUCAUUCGCGUGGACACCAACAGGCUUUGCUCCAGCAAAUGUCAGCGCCAGGUCAAAAUCCCAUGUUGCAAAUGACAGCAUCGGGGUUCCCCCCCCGCCAUUCCCCACAUGGUGCUGUCGCGGCGCAUCAGGAUUUUAGUCACCUCCCGCAACAACAAUUAAACGGCUAUAAUCACAGCCAAUCUUUCAUGAAUGGUAGUGGAAUUCAUCACAGCCAAGCCCAUUUGGGAGGAAAUGUCGAUAGCCAUGCUCCGAAUGGAAAUUCAGACAAUUCAUGGAUGAACCUGCAGGGACUUUCCCUUAAUUCUCACUAG
This is a messenger RNA of Morchella sextelata, 2781 nucleotides long. RefSeq lists its product as uncharacterized. The record is from RefSeq and is a predicted model, not a curated record. The coding region runs from base 1 to 2781 and encodes 926 amino acids. NCBI's taxonomy places the organism in Eukaryota, Fungi, Ascomycota, Pezizomycetes, Pezizales, Morchellaceae. Gene Ontology annotation, cellular component: cytoplasm. The transcript is spliced from 3 exons.